This is a messenger RNA of Maniola jurtina (meadow brown), 1605 nucleotides long. RefSeq names its product serine hydrolase-like protein. Bases 337 to 1245 code for a protein of 302 amino acids. NCBI's taxonomy places the organism in Eukaryota, Metazoa, Arthropoda, Insecta, Lepidoptera, Nymphalidae. The transcript is spliced from 5 exons. The record is from RefSeq and is a predicted model, not a curated record.
UAAAAAAAAAAACUAAAAGUUUAUGUUACCUUCUUAUCACUUAUCAGUGUGAAACUUGAAACUUUACAACUGUAUUUACUUGUAAAAUAAUAGAGUUUAUGUCCCUAUGUUUUUGUAAGAAAUAAUACUAAGAACGUGAAUCUGAAAAUUUCUUCACUUUUUUUAAUUAACCUGUUUCACUGUACAUAGAUUUAUAAUUAAAUUAUGUUCCUUGUUUAUUAUCAUGAUUCAAAGUUCGGUCUAUGAACUUUGAAGUGAAUUUAUCAAUGGGCUAACAACAAAGGUUCAUUGUAUAUAAUUAAUUAAUUAACUAAUCAUAACAUUAGUGUUAUUGAAAUGAAAGUUAUUAAGGAAUGGUUCAUCGACGUCCAAUGGGGAAAAAUAGCAUUAAUAUCCUGGGGUACCGAGGGAGGUGAACCGGUGCUGCUGAUGCAUGGUCGUCAAGACAGUGCUGCCACCUUUUUCCCACUGCUGGCAUUGCUGCCUGAUGUGUACCACUAUGUGGGGUUAGAUCUGCCAGGGCACGGGAUGUCUGAUGGAUUCCCUAUAGGUGUGGCGAUAACGAGAUUUAUGAAUGUAGUAGCAUUGGAUGCAGUUAUCAAACAUCUAGGAUGGAAACACUUCACUUUUAUUGGACAUUCUCUAGGAGUCGAGUUAGGUCUAUUCUACAAUGCAAUAUACCCAAACCAAAUAAAGAAAUUCAUCAUAUUCGACCCUGCUUCGUCCCUCCAAAGAAUAGUAAUCCAAGAUUUUCCAAAAUUUUACUAUUACUACAACAAUUACUAUGAAAACUAUAGUAAAAUAAAUAACAAUGACCGUGUGUACAGCAAGCAAAAUGCCUUGAAAGCUGUGAUGAAUGCAAGGAGUAUGACUGAGAGUCAGGCUGAACUGAUACUGUCUCGGAAUCUGAAGAAAAUUGGAGAUGAUCAGUAUAGAAUGUCCUGGGACCUAAGGACGAGACUAAUGCCGCCAACAAUCUUCCCCCCGGAAUAUUAUUUCCAAUUAUUUUCCAAAAACUGCCCCCCCACUUUAUGCAUAAACGCCACAAAAAGCUUGGACUUCUAUGUGGAUGGGAAAGAAACCGUAAACAAACUACUAGCAGACUUGGAGAAAACUGUGAAAAAUUUCACUAUUAUAAGGGUGGAGGGUAACCAUGAUUUCCAUUUUUUGCAUCCUGAAAGGAUAAGUGAAAACGUGUGUUCAUUUUUGGAAAAAGAUUUUGGGGAUACAAAAUCUAAACUUUAAAGGCCGAUUCACACCAAUUGCGUACACGUGACACGUGCUUAGUGACGCGUGUAAACCCCUAACAUACCGGGUUACGCAUACGUCCACGCUUUACGCAAGCGGUGUGCCAUGUUUCAUUCCAUUCAUUACACUUCCAUACAUUUCAACGCAAUGGUACGCGCUACGUCUACGCUUACGCAGCCUGUGUGAACGAGCUAUAAGAGAGACCGCUUACUGCGGCCGCAUCAUCUUUUAUCCCUUUUUUAUCCCGGAAAAUUAGAGUUCUUUGACUCUUAGAGUCUCGCGUAUGAAGGGUUCCGUACUAUUGUACAAGAUAUACCUAACACUUUUAUCUAGAACACUGCAAGUUGAUGACGGACU